Messenger RNA from Falco peregrinus (peregrine falcon), 8659 nucleotides. It is a transcript of the gene MYO18B, whose product is annotated as myosin XVIIIB. Gene Ontology annotation, cellular component: myosin complex. Gene Ontology annotation, molecular function: ATP binding; protein binding; cytoskeletal motor activity. The coding region runs from base 669 to 7025 and encodes 2118 amino acids. The record is from RefSeq and is a predicted model, not a curated record. The transcript has 39 exons. NCBI's taxonomy places the organism in Eukaryota, Metazoa, Chordata, Aves, Falconiformes, Falconidae.
GGGACGAGGACCGGGGGCCACCCCCAUCCACACCCCCCCUGCUCCUGUCGGUCAUCCCUGGGGGGUUCAUCAAGCAGCUCGUGCGGGAGACUGAGAAGGAAGCCAAGGCAGCGAAGCUGAAGAAGGAAACCAAGACGAGUGUGAAAGAGGAGCCGGUGGUGGAGGACAGUGAGGCCCGAGACAAGGACGCCCCAGCCGCCAGAGGAGAAGUGGCUGGCAAGGAGCAGCCACUGCAGAACGGGCUGCACGCAGAGGGACAGGGGAGCGAGGGGGUUGCAGCCCCCCCACGCAAGAAGCUACCAGCUGGGAGAGCAGCACCAGGGCCCAGCCACAGCAAAGCCCCAUCUCCUGUGCCCAGCCUGGCAGCAGCUGCCCCCAAACCAGCGGAGACCCCUCACCUGGAGGCUCCCAAGGCAGCAAAGCCAUCAUGCCCUGAGAAGAGCCCCAAGGACGCCCUCCUGGGGGGCAGCCCCUCAACCCUAGCCCCCACACCCAACAAGGGCCCCCAGUGCUGCAGCAAAGUCCCAGCAAAGGAAGGGGACGUUCCCAAGGGGACGGGCCCUGAGAGUGGCAAGAAGGAGAAGGGGGCACCCCCGAGGCACGAGGAGCCCCCAGCCAAGGUGAGAGCCAGGAAGGAGCUGGGACUAGCCAGGAAAGAGCCCGAGAAAAUGAAGAAAGAUGUCGGAGGUGGCAAGAAGGAGCCAAGGGAAAUCAAAAAGCCUGGAAAAACUGCAAACAAGUCAGAAGGUCUCAAGGGGGAGCCAGGAGGGAUCCAAGAAAAGUCAGAAGAUGCGGUAAAGGAGGUGGGGAAGGCAAAGGAAGAGCUGGGAGAGGGUAAGGAGACAGCAGGAGAGAGCAAAGAGACAGGCGAGAGCAUGGACAAGGACCAGGCUCCGAGGGACGUUUGGUACGAAGCAGAGAAGGUCUGGCUUAUCCAACAAGAUGGAUUCACCCUGGCCACGCAGCUGAAGCCAGAUGUGGGGACACCCGAGCUGCCAGCCGGGAGGGUGAGGGUACGCAGGGAGGCGGACGGCAGCGUCACCGAGGUGGACGAGGACAGUGUGCAGCGGACCAACCCCCCCAGCCUGGAUUACGCUGAGGAUCUGGCCGCGCUCAUCAACCUCAAUGAGUGCAGCGCCCUGAACACGCUGCAGCAGCGCUAUCGGGCCCGGCUCCCCUGCACCUACGCGGGGCUCAGCCUGGUGGCCAUCAGCCCCGGCUUCAUGGCCAGCAGCAGCUCGGGGAAGGCACUCAAGGGGAAGCGGGACAGCAUGCCCCCACACAUCUUCUCAGUGGCACAGAGAGCCUACAGGAACCUGCUGAUGCAGCGGCAGGAUCAGGCCAUCGUGCCCCUGGGGCGCAGCGGGGCUGGGAGGACCACAUGCUGCCAGAGUGCGCUGGAGUACCUGGUGGGCAUGGCAGGCAGCGUGGAUGGCAGGGUCUCAGUGGAGAAGAUCCAGGCAAUGUUCACAGUUCUGGGAGCCUUUGGAUCAGUGACCACCAGCCACAGCAGCAGCUCCACACGCUUCUCCAUGGUUCUGUCGCUGGAUUUCAGUGCCACCGGCCAGAUAACAGCUGCUCAUCUCCAGACCAUGCUGCUGGAGAGGGGCCGUGUUGCCCAGCAGCCUAAUGGAGAGAGCAGCUUCAAUGUCUUCCCCCUGAUGCUGAUGGGGCUGGAUGCAGCGCACAGGACGAUGCUGCACUUGCACCAGGUGGCUGAGAACAACUCCUUUGGGAUCAAGCCAUUCACAAAACCGGAGGAGAAGCAGAAAGCCUCAGCAGCAUUUGCCCAGCUCCGGACUGCCAUGGGCACGCUGGGCAUCACAGCAGAGGAGCAGACUGCCAUCUGGCGCGUCUUAGCUGGCAUCUACCACCUGGGAGCUGCUGGCGCCUGUAAAGUCGGCAGGAAGCAGUUCAUGAAAUUCGAGUAUGCGAGCAAUGCCGCAGAGGUGCUGGGCUGCGAUCUGGAGGAGCUCACCACCGCCGUCUUCAAACACCACCUGAAGCAGAUACUGGCACAGGUCACGACACACGGCCACCAGCUGCCUCUGGCAGAAGAGAGCUCGGCAGGACCGAAGAUGACGGGUGUGGAGUGCGUGGAGGGGAUGGCUUCAGGUCUCUACGAAGAGCUCUUUGCUGCAGUCGUGUCACUGAUUAACAGGUCUUUCUCCUCCCAGAGCCUCUCCAUGGCUUCCAUUGCGGUGGUGGACACUCCUGGCUUUCACAACCCACGGCACCAGCGGAGUGAGCGAGCGGCGACUUUUGAAGAGCUCUGCCACAACUACGUGCACGAGCGGCUGCAGGCUCUCUUCUAUGAGAAAACCUUUGUUUUGGAAAUGGAGAGGUACAGAGAGGAAAAUGUUGAGGUGUCUUUUGAUCUUCCAGAGCGCUCUCCACUGGCCACGCUGUCCGUCAUUGACCUGAGCUCCUCACAGCCACAGGCGCUGCCUGGCAGCCCGGGGGCCGAUCGCAGGGGGCUGCUGUGGAUCCUGGAUGAGGAGGUGCUGAUCCCAGACUCUGGGGAUGGCACUGCCUUCGACCGCCUGUGCUCCUACUUCGCCACGAAGAGACCUGACCAGGAGGGGGAUGGCUACAUGCGUAAGUGCGAGCAGGUGCUGCACUUUGAGAUCUCCCACCAGCUGGGCACGGACCCUGUGCGCUACGACUUCACGGGCUGGGUCAACAAAGCCAAAUUCAACCUCUCAGCACAAAACGCCAUCCAGGUGCUGCAGCAGUCCAAGGUAGAUGCCGUGAAGGAGCUGGUGUUGCUGCGCUCAUGGGCACCACUGGCCUGCCAUGCUGUGGCAGGGCUGGAAGGAUGCUCCCAGGCGGCCCUGCACCGCAACAGCUGCGUGAGGAAGACCUUUGCAAGCAGCAUCGCAGCUGUGAAGCGGAGGUCGGUGUGUGCUCAGCUCAAACUGCAGGCGGACGCGCUCGUCAACCUUCUCCGACGGUCCCAGCUGCACUUUGUCCACUGCCUCCUCCCAGGAGUGGGGGCAGAGGGGCCAGUCCCUCGGCUCCCCGCACCGCCCGACACAACCCUGCAGCUGGAUGUGGCAGCCCUGCGAACCCAGCUGGAGGGGACCCAGCUCAUGGAUGCCCUGCGCCUCCACCGCAUCGGGUAUGCGGAUCGCCUGCUUCUGACCCAGUUCCGCAGGCGCUUCCAGGUCCUGGCUCCGGAGGUCAUGAAGAAGCACACCUCUGCCUACGAGGUGCCGGAUGAGAGCAAGGCUAUAGAGGAGCUCUUCCAGGUGCUGGAUCUGGAGAAGAAGAGCAUUGCCAUAGGACGCAGCCAGGUUUUCCUGAAACCGGGGGUCAUCUCCAGGCUGGAGAAGCAACGUGACAAGCUGAUCGCCCAGAAGGUGAUCCUGCUCCAGGCUGCUUGCAAGGGCUUCCUCAGCCGUCAGAAGUUCAAGAGGUUGAAGAUCCAGCGCCUCGCCAUCCGCUGCAUCCAGAAGAACCUGGUGGUCUUCCAGGUGGUCAGGCACUGGCCUUGGUGGCAGCUGCUGAGCCGUGUGCGUCCCUUGCUCAGCAUUAACCUUGCGGAGGAACAACUUCGUGCAAAAGAAGAGGAGCUGGCGGCGCUGAGAAGGAAGUUGGAAAAAUCUGAGCAGGCAUGCAGCGAGCUCAGGCAGACUGCAGAGAAGCUGGAGAGCAAGAUCAUCGAUCUGACGAUGGAGCUGUCGGAUGAGCGGUACAAGGGCGACAUCGCCUGCCAGGUGCUGGAUGGGGAGCGGGCAGAGAGGCAGCGGGGCACCCGUGAGCUGCAGGAGCUGCAGAGCAAACAUGACCAAGUGCAGAAGAAACUGGAGUCGGUGGAAAAGCAACUGGAAGAGGCCCAGCAGCUGGUUCAGUUGCAUGAGAUGAAGAUAAGUGGCUCUGGAGGAGAGGACGAGUGGCAAGUGCGUUUUGACUGCGCGCAGACGGAAAUUGCUUUCCUGCGCAAGCGGCUGGUGCAGCUGGAGGAGCGGCUGGAGUCUGAGCUGGGCACCCGGACGGGGCUAGAGCAAAAGCUCAGCGAGGUGCAGGCAGCAUGUGAAGCAGCCAAGAAGGUGUCCCAGCAGCUGCGGCGGCGGUGCAGGAGGCUGGCCUGCGAGCUGGAGGAUGCGCGGGUGCUCUCCGAGAGUCAGCAGAGCCGCAGCCAUGAGCUGGAGAAGAGGCAGAAGAAAUUUGACCUGCAGUUAGCUCAGGCCCUGGGGGAGUCUGCCUUUGAGAAAAGCCUCCGUGAAAAAGUGUCACAGGAGAACACCAGCAUCCGAUGGGAGAUGGGCAAACUUCAGCAGAGCUUAGAGCAGAAGGAGGCGGAGGUGGCCAGCCUGGUGCAGCGUGUGACUGUGUUGGCCGGCCGGGUGCAAGAGCUCAGCACCCCCAGCGCCCUGGAUGCCCGUGCCGUGCCUGCGCUCAGGAAGCAGCUCUGGGACCUGGAGGCUAGCGCUGCAGAGCAGCGGAAAGAGCUGGAGCGGCAAACAGCUGCCGUCGAUCACCUGGAGCAGCUCCACCAGAGGCUGGAGCUGGAGAUAGAGCGGAUGAAGCAGAUCCACCAGAAGGAGCUGGAGGACAAGGACGAGGAGCUGGAGGAUGUGCGGCAGUCCUGCCAGAGGAGGCUCCGGCAGCUGGAGAUGCAGCUGGAACAGGAGUACGAGGAGAAGCAGAUGGUGCUGCAUGAGAAGCAGGACCUGGAAGGGCUCAUCGCCACCCUGUGUGAGCAGAUCGGCCAUCGCGAUUUCGACGUGGAGAAGCGGCUGCGGCGGGAUCUGCGGCGGACACGUGCCCUGCUCGCUGACGUGCAGCUGCUGCUGGCAGCCCCUGGGGAGCCCAGUGCCAGCGCCCAGGAGCUGGAGCGGCUGCACAAGCAAUUGGAAGAGAGUGAAGCAAAGUGCGCAGAGGCCCAGAAGUCCCAGCAGACAGCCGCCCUGGAACUGGAGAACUUGCACGCAGAGCUGGAGACCCUCAGCAAAAGCAAGACCCUGUCGGCAACAGAUAUCGCUCAGAUCCAGGAGCUGCAGAUGCAAGUGGAAGACGUGAAGAAAGAAAAGCAGAGCCUUCAGGAGAAGCUGCAGGCAGCGCAGGCAAGACUGGAGCGCCUGGAGCAGUGCCCAGCUGAGCGCUCCAUCGUCAGCCGUCAGGAAGCCCGCAUCCGCGACCUGGAGAGCCAGUUGGACUUCCAGGCUGUGCAGAUGAAGCGCUUUGAGGUGCUGGUGUUGCGCUUGAGAGACAGCAUCAUAAAGAUGGGCGAGGAGCUGGAGAAGGCGGCAGAGUCAGAGGCGCGGGAGAAGGAGAGCACCAGGUACUACCAGAGGAGGAUGGAGGAGAUGAAGGCUGACAUGGAUGAGCUGGUGCAGAGGGAGCUGGAGUCCAGCCGCCGGCGCGUUGAGCUGGAGCAGCAGCUGGCGGAGCUGGCAGAGGUGCGGCAGGUCCUGCAAGCCGACCUGGGGACCUCCAUCCGGCGCAUUGCCGAUCUGCAGGUGGCCUUGGAGGAGCUGAAAUCCAGCGAUGAGAGCGAUGCGGAGAGGGAUGCCUGCUCCAGUGUUGGCUCCACACUCAGUCUGGAGCCUGCAGAGAGCGUCAAGUCCUGGCCGGGUUCAUCCACAGGCUGGUCUUCCCUGGUGGGUUCCAACAUGUCUGGGAGCCUUUUGGCACAGUCCGUCAGCAGCCGCAGCACCCAAGGCCCGAGGGUGAACAGAGACACCAAGGAACCAGUGCUGAGCCGGCUGGCUUCUUCCCAGAGUUCUGCCAGGUCCAUCGAUCCUGUGGAUCUGGGGAGGAUGACGAGUCCCUUGCUUGGUGCUAGGAGACGGGAGUACGGAAAACCUCUGGCAGAUGAAGAGGAGCUGGAGAGCCCAAAAAAGCCUGAGGACAGGAUAGGAGAGAUGUCCCCGUCAGUGCUGCAGCGUAGGACCUCCCCUGCCCCGGACACGAGGUUCCCCAGCCCGCUGUCUCCAACGGUGCCAAGGAGGAGAAGGCUCUCCCCAGUGUCAGGGAUGGUGCCCAGCUCCUCAGCUGCCCUCUCUGAGUAUGUGGAGGAGCUGCGGCGGCAGCGGGGAGUGGAACGGGAGCAAGGGCACCUGGCGCUGGGUGACACCUCUCCCCUCCCCAUUUACCGCACCACGGGUGCUGCAGCCCUGCGGCGCUGCAGAGCUUUCCCAGCGGUGGAGGAUUCCCUGGGGAAGCUGGAUGGGAAUCAGCUGAGGGAGGGUGAAGAAGCAGGCACCAGCCUUGUGCGCUCCUCCAGCUUGAGGGAAGGUGAAGAAGCAGGCACCAGCCUUGUGCGCUCCUCCAGCUUGCGGAGCAUGGCCUCAGAACCAGCUGAGCAGACACGCUCCCCAGCUCUGAGAAGAGCAUCAAAGUUCGGCUCCUAUGACUCCCUCCUGCAAACCCUUGAUGGCUCCGGCCGCCAGCCAGGCUCUUCAACUGCAGGAACGGAGGUGCUGGGCACACCGCGGCCGAGCUCCUGGAGGAGCUGCCUGGAGCCUUCGGUGGAAGAUGUGGAGGUGGGAAGGGGCUCUGGGGGGCUCUUGGGCUCACCAUCCAGCGACAGGCUGGGCGAGGGGAAGGGGAGCAGCUACCCCUUCAGCUGGCGAAUACCCACCCUCAACUAUGAGAGGAAAACCAACAUCGACUUCGAUGACUUCGUCCCGGCUAUUCGCAAAUCCCGCUCCACCAGCAGCCUGGCCAAGCCUGGGAGGGACAGAAAGGACGGCCACCGGCCCCUCACUGUCCGCUUCGAGGAUGAGGCUAUAGCAGGCAGCUCAGCAUCCUCCGAGACAAAGGGCACAGUCAAGCGCAGCCCAGCCCCCCGGGAGGACCCUGGGGACCUCUCCGAUUCCUCCUUAUCCUCUGGCUCCUUCCUCUCCUCCUGUAGCGCUGACAGCAUCAAACGCCGGCCACAGCCCCAGAGAGGGGACGGGGAGGGUUGCAGCAGCAAAGCCAGCACCCAGAGCAGCGGGGCAAGCCACCGGGCAGAAGCAGAAGGGAAGGAAGAUGAUGUCACCAGCAUCAUGAGGAAGUAUCUGGGAAAAGACUAAGGUAACUGUACUGAGCUGCUGCCUGGCACUAGCUCAGAGCAGUGGUGGCAGGUUUGCAGUGCUGGCCCCAAGCCGCUGCCCCUCCAGCCCAUGCAGUGCUUGCACUGAUGCUGUGGUGUGCAUGAGGACAGGGUGCCCCAGGCCAGCGGGAGUCCCCAUGUCCCCUGUCCAGCAUGCUAGAGCAGUCCAGGGCAGGGGAGGCACUGGCCCAGCUUCAGCCUCAGUGCCCGACUGUGCUUCCCGCUCUGCUGCAGCUGGGAUGGUGCCAGGGAUGCCCUGCAGGGUAUGCAGCACUGGGGACCCCUUGCCUUCUUCUUGCCCACUUUGGAGCUGCAGAGGGGUGGGCAAAGGGGAUGCUGCUGGUGCUGGGGCCAGCCCCACAGUUGACCACAACACUGCUGGGUUCCCUUGGCAUGCUGGUUUCCUGAAAAUAGUGUCCCCCAGUUCCUACCUUGCCACCCAGAAGAUACAUCUUCCUGAGCCCUGCUGAGCACUCCUCCUGGUGCCCGUGCUGGUUUGGUUAAUAUGACAUUCACUUUGGCUGGAUGCUGGAGGUCAUACCCUCGCCAGAGGAGGGGCCUCCCACCUGGAUCAGGCGUGUUUCUCCCAGUUAGCAAGUGCCUCUGACAACCACUUGGAUCCAAUGUCUGUAUCACAACUGACGCUUCAAGAAUUAGGAUUUAUUACUGCAAUCCAGGUUUGAAAGCAAAGUCCCUAAUGAAUGCAGCACAACUGUAAUUAAGUGUUUAAAAUAGAUUAGAAAAACAUUUUGUAAAACCAUUGCCUUUAGACUAACUUACUGGAUGUCAAGCUGUGACCAAAUUGACUAAGCCAACACAAGAAGGGAGCGUGUGUUAAUAAAACAUUUCUUUCCAGGAAGCACAAUUUGCAUAAUGAAACGUCCCACUUUCUCCAGACUUGGUUUCAAUAAACUGUAGCGACUGGCCUCGGUGCUGCACCAAGCAGGGAGCCACGACCGAACUGCUUCCCCGCUCCUUUGGAAGAGCACCUGGUAGGAAACACAUAAUUUAAGCCGAGACUGAAAGUGGCUCCCCAAAAGUCAUGCGACGGUUUUACAGACAAUGGGACUUUUUUUUUGUUUCUAAACAUACCUUGGUUUCUUUGUGCUCCUGCCCUGUUUCCAUUACCACAGCUUUGCUCAGGGCCAGCCGCGGGGACAAGGGACUUUCUUGUUCUCCUGCAGUUGUUUGACUCAGGAGUUGGUGCUGUAAUUAAAACCCAGCGGCUGCCAUAAAUGCCUGAUAACGUGCUGUGCUGGCCAGGGGAAGGCCACGCUAUAAAGAGCUGGAGGAACACCAAACCCCUUUUUAACCCAGAAGGUGCAGCCCAGACAUCUCAACCCAUGCACCACUGCUCAGAAAUCAGCUGAAGGGUCAAAGGAUGCUUUUGGCUCUUGGUGUGACACCCAGCAACAGCAGAGCUCUGAAGCUUUUAUAAUUCCGUAGAUAUUUGAAAACAGAUCCGUAUGUACUUUCACGGUUCCUGCCUGUUUGGGACAUCUGGGCACACACCACUGGCGUGCAAGGCAGCACUGCCGUGUGUGUGGCAGUGGGAGGCCGUAUUCGAUGUCUGCUUGGUUUUUACACAAUAAAAUACUUGCUUCUUUGACACAA